AUGUCGGACGCUCAGACGAAGAAGUUUGGAAAGGGCGAGCGGACGAUCCCUCACCACAGCCAGAAGGCUCAGAAGUGGUAUCCCGUGGACGAUGAGACGGCACCCAAGAAAGUCCGCAAGACCAUCCGCCCCGCCAAGCCUCGUGAGAGCCUCCAGCCUGGUACCAUCUUGAUCCUCCUCGCUGGUCGUUUCCGUGGCAAGCGCGUUGUUCUCCUCAAGCACCUCCCCCAGGGUGUCCUCCUCGUUACCGGCCCCUUUAAGAUCAACGGUGUUCCUCUCCGACGAGUGAACGCUCGCUAUGUGAUCGCCACCAGCGGCAAGGUCGACCUCAGCGGUAUCGACGCUGCUACCCUCGAGAAGGUCGCUGCUUCCGACUACUUCACUAAGGAGAAGGCUCAGGAGAAGAAGACCGAGGAGGCUUUCUUCAAGCAGGGAGAGAAGCCCGAGAAGAAGAAGAUCACCAGCGCUCGCGCCGCCGACCAGAAGGCCAUUGACCAGUCCCUUUUGGCCACCAUCAAGAAGGAGCAUCUCCUUGCCAGCUACCUUGCCACCAGCUUCAGCCUCCGGAAAGGCGACAAGCCUCACGAGAUGAAGUGGUAA
Messenger RNA from Talaromyces marneffei, 600 nucleotides. RefSeq lists its product as uncharacterized. The record is from RefSeq and is a predicted model, not a curated record. Gene Ontology annotation, molecular function: RNA binding; structural constituent of ribosome. Gene Ontology annotation, cellular component: ribosome; cytosolic large ribosomal subunit. The transcript is spliced from 3 exons. Gene Ontology annotation, biological process: cytoplasmic translation; ribosomal large subunit assembly. Lineage: Eukaryota; Fungi; Ascomycota; Eurotiomycetes; Eurotiales; Trichocomaceae. The coding region runs from base 1 to 600 and encodes 199 amino acids.